Aspergillus tanneri is the source of this 1923-nucleotide messenger RNA. RefSeq names its product putative dihydroxy-acid dehydratase (gene ilv3C). The transcript is spliced from 4 exons. The record is from RefSeq and is a predicted model, not a curated record. The coding region runs from base 1 to 1923 and encodes 640 amino acids. Gene Ontology annotation, molecular function: hydro-lyase activity. NCBI's taxonomy places the organism in Eukaryota, Fungi, Ascomycota, Eurotiomycetes, Eurotiales, Aspergillaceae.
AUGGCAUUGCCAACCGACUGGACUCACGGAAAAAUAUCCGAAGUACGGAGUUUUGCCGAUGCGUGCGAUAUUGGAGUGUUCGAUCACCUCAUCGUUGCCGUUGCUAUGAUCUGGGACCAACGGGACUAUACAUCUGACCAGGACUAUGAUCUGUCAAAUCCAUUAUCCUCCACUUCAGGCCUUCGCCAGGGAUUGACUUCAUAUGGCGACGCACAUUUCUCUCUGUUUCUCAGGAAAGUCUUCAUCAAGGCGUUGGGCUACUCUGAAGACGCUCUUUCCCGUCCUAUUAUUGGAAUUAUCAAUACUUACUCGGGAUUUAACCCAUGUCAUGCCAACGUUCCACAACUCAUAGAGGCUGCGAGGCGAGGGGUCCACCUCCAUGGUGGUUUGGCCAUUGAGUUCCCUACCAUUAGUGUGCACGAGUCAUUCUCGUACCCGACCAGCAUGUUCCUGCGGAACUUGAUGAGCAUGGACACAGAGGAGAUGAUCCGUGCUCAACCACUGGACGCCUGUAUCAUGAUUGGAGGGUGUGACAAGACUGUUCCUGCACAGUUGAUGGGUGGUAUCUCUGCGAACAAGCCGAUCUUGCCCCUUGUGACAGGACCUAUGAUGCCGGGUAGUCAUCGGGGCCAAAGAAUAGGAGCGUGUACCGAUUGCCGGAAUAACUGGGCUGCGUUUCGGGCAAAGGAGAUGGAUAUCGAAGAAAUCUCGGCUCUCAAUGAAGAGCUUGCACCAACGAUCGGGACAUGCGGUGUGAUGGGCACUGCCAGCACAAUGGCUUGCAUUACUGCUGCUCUGGGAUUGAUGCCACUUUGGGGAGCUUCUGCUCCAGCAGUCUCGUCAGCAAGAAUCAGGGUAGCAGAAGAGACAGGGGCAAACGCCGUAGCAGUAGCGGUCUCUAAGCGGAAGCCACAAGAUAUCCUGUCCGAAGAGUCAUUUGUAAAUGCAAUUACCGUGUUACAGGCCAUUGGGGGUUCAACAAACGCUGUAGUGCACCUACUCGCUAUUGCGAACCGACAUCCCGAACUGACUGGGGUGAUAACUCUGCAAAGCUUCGAAGAGAUUGGUCGGAAAACGCCUUUACUGAUUGAUCUUAAGCCGAGUGGAGAUAAUUAUAUGAAUGAUUUCCAUAAUGCCGGCGGCAUGCUGGCGUUGUUGCACACCCUACGUCCGCUUCUCCAGCUUUCGGCCAUGACCAUUACCGGCCUAACAUUGGGAGAGCUUCUAGAUGCUUCUACUUUCCGAACAUUCCCACUUUCGAUGCAGAUAGUUCGGCCUCUAUCAGACCCUCUUUAUCCAUCGUCUUCUCUGAUUGUCCUUCGUGGGAACCUUGCGCCUGAUGGCGCUAUUAUGAAGGCAUGCGCAUCCAAGGAUCGGAACCUGCUCUCUCAUACAGGACCAGCCAUGGUCUUUGAAAAUGCGGCAGAUUUAGCGCGACGGAUUGACGACCCAGAGCUUCCAGUCACCAAGGACUCUGUUCUCAUUCUCCGGGGGAUCGGCCCCGUCGGCAACCCUGGGAUGCCAGAAUCUGGUCUGAUUCCAAUUCCCCGCAAGCUCGCUUCCGCAGGCGUCCAGGAUAUGCUGCGCCUCUCGGAUGGCCGAAUGUCUGGCACGGCUGGAGGUACAAUCAUUCUUCAUAUAUCUCCCGAGUCCGCACUGGUUAAAUCGCCGUUUGGCUUGGUACAAACCGGGGAUCUGAUCACCUGUGAUGCCGACCGCCGAAAGUUGCAGGUGCAGGUUUCGGCCGAGGAAUUGAAAAGGCGCAUUGACACACGGAAACAGCGGUUGACUGAUGGAACCCGUAAUACCGUGCCACAGCGAAGGAAAAGAGGAUACAUUGGCCUGUACGAGCGAUGUGUUAACCAAGCGCAGCACGGGGCUGAUUUUGAUUUCCUCUCGGCGAACGGGCCGGAUAGUAAAUAA